UGGUGCAGUGCUCAUCCAUACAUGCACAUGUACGUGUUUUUCUGGUCGCCAGUUCGUUGAGAACGCCCUGCAUGUGAGCGCGUGUGUACGAGUGGAUCCACGCUGAGAAUGUGCGUGCGGAGAUUGACGGAGCAUCUCUUGCACUGAGGAGCGGGUGUGCAGCCUGAGCAGCAAGCGUGGGGAUGCACGGUGGGCAGGUGCUGUCGUGAUCAGCGGAGUUGUUGGCGUACCAGUCCUUUCACCGUCUGCCGUCCCUGCCUUUUUCAAUAAUGUGGUCAUCCUGCGAGGACAAAGAGCAUCCUGCCGGGAUGUCCACCUCAUCCGGGAGCCAAAAAAACUCUGUGGAGCUGGAUGCAGCGCAGCAGCAGAGAGUCCCGGGGGCCGAGCAGGGCGCCGCCCCCCCGCCCCAGGUCAAGCUGAAGGAGAGGCAGAAGUUCUUCGAGGAGGCUUUUCAGCAGGACAUGGAGCAGUACUUGUCCACCGGCUACCUGCAGAUCGCUGAGAGGAGAGAGCCUAUAGGCAGCAUGUCGUCCAUGGAGGUGAACGUGGACAUGCUGGAGCAGAUGGAUCUGAUGGACAUGUCUGACCACGAGGCUCUCGACGUCUUCCUGCACUCUGGAGGAGAGGACAACAGCGCCUCCUCGCCCGUCGCAGGUCCUGACGUGGAGUCCUUCACCACAGAGAUCAGCCUGCAGGUCCCCACACAGACGGAGCUCCGGCACAAGCUCUGCUCCCUGUCCUCCACCUGCACCGACACGGGCAGCCAGGACACGGAGGCCGGGGAGGAGGAGGAGGAGGAGGAAGAGGAGGCCGAGCAGGGAGGGAGUGGUGCUGCAGGGCCGGGGGGGAGAGGGAGGAAGCGUGACCCCCCCGUGAUCGUGACCCUGGACCAGGAGGACGUGCACCCCGACACAGCGCUGGUGGACCAGACCAGUAAAGACUGCCAGGGCAGGCAGCAGGUUUGAGGACGGCUGGACUGGUUCAACAGCUGCCCAACAACAAGACUAACACGACUGGCUUUUGUUGUGAUAAACCCUUCAUGAAUGAGGAAACGAGGAGAAGUUUUCACCUGUGUUCACUCUCACUGCCGCAAAACCAGAGACCGCUGAUGUGAACUGUUCUGGUCCGGGUCCCGUUUCAACUGCUCAACACGCACGUCAGUACUGUAGUUUGAUCAUUUUUAUAGGAUUUCCAACAUUCUGUUUCAGUAACUGUGCACGUUAGGGACCGUGCACAGUUACUAAGAACACAAUAAAAUCCUCCGUGAGCCUUUCAGGUACUUUAAAGUCCCGCUCAUGUGAUCUCACCAUCACAGGCUUGUUAAAAUAAAUAUGCCAUUUAAAAUCUUACUGCAGGUCACACACACACACACACACACUGCCAUCGGGCCUUGCAGGUUCAGCUGGACCCGGCAAAGACCCGACUCCAUGCUGCACCAAGUGCAGGCCAGUCUGCUGCAGAACCCACACUGCAACUCAAAAUCUUAAGAAUAUUUGUCUUAUUUCUAGUUAAAAUGUCUCAUUUUUAAUUAAAAAAAAAUCUUA
Messenger RNA from Cololabis saira (Pacific saury), 1544 nucleotides. RefSeq names its product dystrobrevin binding protein 1b (gene dtnbp1b). NCBI's taxonomy places the organism in Eukaryota, Metazoa, Chordata, Actinopteri, Beloniformes, Belonidae. The record is from RefSeq and is a predicted model, not a curated record. The transcript has 4 exons. Gene Ontology annotation, cellular component: BLOC-1 complex; synaptic vesicle membrane; plasma membrane. Gene Ontology annotation, biological process: anterograde synaptic vesicle transport; regulation of synaptic vesicle exocytosis; platelet dense granule organization. Bases 270 to 965 code for a protein of 231 amino acids.